Molecule: messenger RNA, 744 nt
Organism: Aspergillus glaucus CBS 516.65
Lineage: Eukaryota; Fungi; Ascomycota; Eurotiomycetes; Eurotiales; Aspergillaceae
Exons: 3
Coding region: 112-684 (190 amino acids)
Source: RefSeq, a predicted model, not a curated record
AACCCACCUAACCUCAUCCCCGACAAGAAACAGCAACAGGCCAGAGUCGUUGAAACCAUCAAUGAUCUUGACAUUCCGCACUACGACUUCGCAGACAUCAAUAGCGAUACCAUGCGGUCCAGAAUCUUAAAGGACCUAGGCAUCCACUACCUCGAGAAAGUGUCUCAGAAGGAAGCACGCAAAGUGCCCAAAUGCAUCGACGGUUAUAUCUGGGGACACAACCGCCGUUGGAUCUUCCCAUGUGUCGUCUCCAAUAAUGUUGAGGCUCGUCGCGUCAUUUUUAUACUGGUCACCAGUUCUCCAACAACAUAUCUUGCACCUGAGGUGUUUGAUGCUCUCAAGUUGGACAAUGACGCUGCUGCUACUGUUACUAUUGCUGGUCAUCUGCACUCGGUCCAGCCAUCGCCCAAGCACUCACCCUUUGCUGAUGUUAAUAUCCUUGGGGCUGACUUCUGUGUCGACCAUCGGCUCAGUUUUGUUCCUCUCGGUGGAAAGGAGGUUAAAUACGUCUUUGGACUCCAGGAUCAUAUCAAUGGGACCACGGGGUCUAAGCCGUCACCAGUUAGCUCGACGAUGCCCAUCUCUAUCAAAGACGGUGGAUAUGGAAAGCGUUGCUCGUUGCUAAAACCGCUCUUCAAACCCAUUCAGACCCGACAAGGUAACGGUAGUCAGUAUAUAAUGUAGGCAUCAUCAAUCAUAUCAUUGCUAUGCAGCUUCAUAGGCUCAUCCAACAUGAAUAAUAAC